AUAAAAAGCAGACAAGUGACUUUGUUAUUAGAAAAAAUAAAACUACUGAAAACAGUAAGUUCAACCUUAAAAUGUUUUCAAAACUUCAGCAGAGAAGAACACAGCUUUUUACAAGUGGAUAUUGUGAGCUUUGUAGUUGUCAUUAUGCCAAUCAACAAAAGCACGUGACUACUGAAAAUCACAGGGACUUUUUAUUAAAUUCUGAAAAUUUUAAGAAUCUAAAGAAGGAGCUUGCGGAGUUGUCUUCAGUACAAAAAUUUCUGUUGAAAGUGAAAAAGACUAUACCAAAUUCGUCCCAUAUGUCUAUUCAGUCUCCUUUUAAGCAAAGUGAUUCAAAGGAGUCAGUUUGCUAUCCAGCAAAGAACAUGCAAAAUGCACCCCAAGUUAAUGGAAUGUCAUUUGGCAAGAAUAAAAAGCACAAAAUGAUUGGCUCAACCCUUGUCCAUUGUCAACCUCAAGGCAAAGAGAUUUGGGAGACUUCAAUCAAUUUAAAAAAAACACAGAACUGGAAGAUAGGAACAUUACUAAAUGUUCAGCUAAAAUGA
Molecule: messenger RNA, 545 nt
Organism: Limulus polyphemus (Atlantic horseshoe crab)
Lineage: Eukaryota; Metazoa; Arthropoda; Merostomata; Xiphosura; Limulidae
Exons: 4
Coding region: 72-545 (157 amino acids)
Molecular function (GO): nucleic acid binding; zinc ion binding
Source: RefSeq, a predicted model, not a curated record